UUCAUCCCCGCCUGGAACCCUCCAUGCUUCUGGCCCCCUGGGCUCCUUCUAGAAGCUGCUUCUCACACCAGCAAAAGCUCAGGGGCAGUUUGCAAGAAGUAGCUGAGAAUUUUUGAAGUAAAGUUCUGGGAGCACAAGGCAAGCCCCCUCCCUGCCACUGGGACAGGGAGGGGGGGCCCAGGAGAGGGCAGGUCUCUACACUGGGUGCUGCCUCUCUCCAGUGCCUUGAAGGUUAAGUGCUCCAGGAUAUUUUUAAACAGCAGGGGCCAGUUAAUCUAAAAGUGGCAUUCACAGUCACAGCAGGGAGCAUUUGGCUGGCAAGCCAGGAGACUGGAAGAGAGAAGCCAGGGGCCCAGAGGGGGAGAAGACAUGGGGAGAGACUGAAGGGUUGUUUGAAUGAUCCUGCUGCUUUUUCUGUCUGGCUUGUUUUUCUACUGCCUGACCUUUUCCUGGCUCAAAACCCGGCGGAAAAUGACGGACUCCCAGCCGGCCACAGCCUACACGAGGGACACCUCUGAGGAGCAGCCACAGAGACCGGACAAUCACCCUCUGCCCACCGUGCCUGACCUGGCUGAGCCAACCUCCCCCAGAAGCCCCAGAGAUGCUCAUCAGCAGAGACCCUCCGGGCCACCCCCUCACCAGAAGUCCCCGAGGAGCCCCCUGCUUCCCGAGGAUGCCCCAGUGUCCCAGGCCAACGGGACCCAGGGCCCUGAGCCCCCCAAAACCAAUGGGCUGUCAUCAGCGUCCAGGCCUCUGGGGCCGAGGGCAGGUACUUGUUCCAGGGAGGAUGAGAGGCAGGCCCACAUCAAGCGGCAGCUGAUGACCAACUUCAUCCUGGGCUCCUUCGAUGACUGCUCCUCUGAUGAGGACACCGCUGCUUCUGCCUCGUCCCGUAAGGGGAGCCGGGCUAGCCUAGGAGCCCUGACCCUGGAGGCUAUCCCCGGCAUAGGCGAGCCUGUCCCCACCAUCAGGACUAGCAUGUCGGGACUACACCUGGUGAAGAGAGGCCGAGAGCUGAGGAAGAUGGACCUGCACCGAGACUUCGCUGUGGCAUCCCCAGCCGAGUUGGUCACUCGAUUCGGGGGGGAUCGAGUCAUCGAGAAGGUGCUCAUUGCCAACAAUGGCAUUGCUGCCGUGAAGUGCAUGCGCUCCAUCCGCAGGUGGGCCUACGAGAUGUUCCGGAACGAGCGGGCCAUCCGCUUUGUCGUCAUGGUCACCCCAGAGGACCUCAAGGCCAACGCAGAAUACAUCAAGAUGGCAGACCAGUAUGUCCCCGUGCCCGGAGGCCCCAACAACAACAACUAUGCCAACGUGGAGCUGAUUGUGGAUAUCGCCAAGAGGAUCCCCGUGCAGGCACUUUGGGCCGGCUGGGGCCAUGCUUCCGAAAACCCCAAGCUUCCAGAACUCCUGUGCAAACACGACAUUGCUUUCUUAGGCCCCCCCAGUGAGGCCAUGUGGGCCCUGGGAGAUAAGAUCGCCUCCACCAUCGUGGCCCAGACACUGCACGUCCCCACCCUGCCCUGGAGUGGAAGCGGACUGACCGUGGCAUGGACAGAGGGAGACCUGCAGCAGGGGAAAAGGAUCAGCGUCCCCGAAAAUAUCUAUGACAAGGGCUGCGUGAAGGACGUGGACGAGGGCUUGGAGGCUGCGGAGAAGAUUGGCUUCCCCCUGAUGAUCAAAGCUUCCGAGGGUGGCGGGGGCAAGGGCAUACGCAAAGCCAAGAGUGCCGAGGACUUCCCCAUCCUCUUCAGGCAGGUGCAGAGCGAGAUCCCGGGCUCCCCGAUCUUUCUUAUGAAGCUGGCGCAGCAUGCCCGCCACCUGGAGGUGCAGAUCCUGGCUGACCAGUACGGCAACGCCGUGUCCCUGUUUGGACGGGACUGCUCCAUUCAGAGACGCCACCAGAAGAUCAUCGAGGAGGCGCCGGCCACCAUCGCCACCCCGGCCGUGUUUGAGUUCAUGGAACAGUGCGCCGUGCGCCUGGCCAAGACGGUGGGCUACGUGAGUGCGGGCACGGUGGAGUACCUCUACAGCCAGGACGGCAGCUUCCACUUCCUGGAGCUCAACCCCCGCCUGCAAGUGGAGCACCCCUGCACGGAGAUGAUUGCAGACAUCAACCUGCCGGCCGCCCAGCUGCAGAUCGCCAUGGGCGUACCACUGCACCGGCUGAAGGACAUCCGGCUGCUGUAUGGGGAGUCCCCGUGGGGGGUGACCCCCAUCUCCUUCAGCGCCCCUGCCAGCCCUCCCCUCGCUCGGGGCCAUGUCAUCGCAGCCAGAAUCACCAGUGAGAACCCUGACGAGGGGUUCAAGCCCAGCUCCGGGACAGUCCAGGAACUGAACUUCCGCAGCAACAAGAACGUGUGGGGUUACUUCAGUGUGGCGGCGGCUGGCGGCUUGCACGAGUUUGCAGACUCCCAGUUUGGACACUGCUUCUCCUGGGGAGAGAACCGGGAAGAGGCCAUCUCGAACAUGGUGGUGGCCCUGAAGGAGCUGUCCAUCCGGGGUGACUUCAGGACCACUGUGGAGUACCUCAUCAACCUCCUAGAGACCGAGAGCUUCCAGAACAACGACAUUGACACGGGCUGGUUGGACCAGCUCAUUGCCCAAAAAGUGCAGGCAGAGAAGCCGGAUAUCAUGCUGGGAGUGGUGUGCGGAGCCCUGAACGUGGCUGAUGCCAUGUUCCGAACCUGCAUGACGGACUUCCUGCACUCGCUGGAGAGGGGCCAGGUCCUGCCUGCAGAUUCGCUGCUGAACAUCGUGGACGUGGAGCUGAUUUACAGUGGCGUCAAGUACACCCUCAAGGUGACCCGGCAGUCUCUGACCAUGUUCGUGCUCAUCAUGAACGGCUCCCACAUCGAGAUCGACGCCCACCGGCUGAAUGAUGGAGGGCUGCUGCUGUCCUACAACGGGGGCAGCUACACCACCUACAUGAAGGAGGAGGUGGACAGCUACCGGAUCACCAUCGGCAACAAGACGUGCGUGUUCGAGAAGGAGAAUGACCCCACGGUGCUGCGCUCCCCGUCGACCGGGAAGCUGACGCAGUACCUGGUGGAGGACGGCAGCCACGUGGAGGCAGGGAGCAGCUACGCAGAGAUGGAGGUGAUGAAGAUGAUCCUGACGUUGAGCGUGCAGGAGAGCGGGCGCCUGCACUACAGCAAGCGCCCGGGGGCUGUGCUGGAGGCGGGCUGCGUAGUGGCCAGGCUGGAGCUGGAUGACCCCUCCAAGGUCCACUCGGCCGAGACCUUCACUGGGGAGCUGCCUCCCCAGCAGACACUGCCCAUCCUGGGGGAGAAGCUGCAUCAGGUCUUCCACAGUGUCCUGGAGAACCUGACCAACAUCAUGAAUGGCUACUGCCUCCCGGAGCCCAUCUUCAGUGCCAAGCUCAAGGAGUGGGUGCAGAAGCUCAUGCAGACCCUCCGGCACCCUUCGCUGCCGCUGCUGGAGCUACAGGAGAUCAUGACCAGCGUGGCGGGCCGCAUCCCCGCGCCCGUGGAGAAGGCCGUGCGUCGUGUCAUGGCGCAGUACGCCAGCAACAUCACCUCCGUGCUCUGCCAGUUCCCCAGCCAGCAGAUCGCCACCAUCCUGGACUGCCACGCGGCCACCCUGCAGCGGAAGGCUGACCGCGAGGUCUUCUUCAUGAACACCCAGAGCAUCGUGCAGCUGGUGCAAAGGUACCGCAGCGGGACUCGAGGCUACAUGAAGGCAGUGGUACUGGACCUGCUGCGGCGCUACCUGCAGGUGGAGCAUUACUUUCAGCAAGCUCACUACGACAAGUGUGUCAUCAAUCUCCGUGAGCGGCUGAAGCCAGACAUGUCACAGGUGCUGCACUGCAUCUUCUCACAUGCGCAGGUGGCCAAGAAGAACCAGCUGGUCAUCAUGCUGAUUGACGAGCUGUGCAGCUCGGACCCCUCGCUGUCGGAAGAGCUGACGUCCAUCCUUCAUGAGCUCACGCAGCUCAGCAAGAGCGAGCACUGCAAGGUGGCGCUGCGGGCCCGGCAGGUCCUCAUUGCCUCCCACCUCCCGUCCUACGAGCUGCGGCACAACCAGGUGGAGUCCAUCUUCCUGUCUGCCAUCGACAUGUACGGACACCAGUUCUGCCCUGAAAACCUCAAGAAGUUAAUCCUUUCGGAAACGACCAUCUUCGACGUCCUGCCCACCUUCUUCUACCACACCAACAAGGUGGUGUGCAUGGCGUCCUUGGAGGUGUAUGUACGGAGGGGCUACAUCGCCUACGAGCUCAACAGCCUGCAGCACCGGCAGCUCCCAGACGGCACGUGCGUGGUGGAGUUCCAGUUCAUGCUCCCGUCCUCCCAUCCCAACAGGAUGGCCGUGCCCAUGAACGUGACCAACCCCGACCUCCUGCGGCACAGCACCGAGCUCUACAUGGACAACGGCUUCUCUCCGCAGUGCCAGCGCACGGGCGCCAUGGUGGCCUUUGCCAGAUUCGACGACUUCACCAGGAACUUCGAUGAGGUCAUCUCCUGCUUCGCCAACCUGCCUAAGGACACCCCGAUCUUCUCCAAGACCCAAGAUGGUCUGUACCCCGAGGAUGACAGCAAGCACCUCCGAGAGGAACCCAUCCACAUCCUGAACGUGGCCGUCCAGAGCACCGACCAGCUGGAGGAUGAGGACCUGGUGCCCAUAUUCCGCGCUUUCGUGCAGUCCAAGAAAAACAUCCUUGUGGACUACGGGCUCCGGAGAAUCACUUUCCUGAUUGCCCAAGAGAGAGAAUUCCCCAAGUUUUUCACGUUCAGAGCAAGAGACGAGUUCGCCGAGGACCGCAUCUACCGCCACCUGGAGCCCGCGCUGGCCUUCCAGCUGGAGCUCAGCCGCAUGCGGAACUUUGAGCUGCGUGCGGUGCCCUGCGCCAACCACAAGAUGCACUUGUACCUGGGCUCGGCCCGAGUGAAGGAGGGCGUGGAGGUGACGGACCACCGUUUCUUCAUCCGCGCCAUCAUCCGCCACUCAGACCUGAUCACAAAGGAAGCCUCCUUCGAGUACCUGCAGAACGAGGGUGAGAGGCUGCUCCUGGAGGCCAUGGACGAGCUGGAGGUAGCCUUCAACAACACCAGCGUGCGCACCGACUGCAACCAUAUCUUCCUCAACUUCGUGCCCACCGUCAUCAUGGACCCCUCCAAGAUCGAGGAGUCGGUGCGCUCCAUGGUCAUGCGCUACGGCAGCCGGCUGUGGAAGCUCCGUGUGCUGCAGGCCGAGGUCAAGAUCAACAUCCGCCAGUCCACCACGGGCUCUGCCACGCCCAUUCGGCUCUUCAUCACCAACGAGUCCGGCUACUACCUGGACAUCAGCCUCUACGAGGAAGUGACCGACCCCAGAACCGGAAACAUCAUGUUCCACUCCUUCGGCAGCAAGCAGGGCCCCCAGCACGGGAUGCUAAUCAACACGCCCUACGUCACCAAGGACCUGCUGCAGGCCAAGCGCUUCCAGGCCCAGUCGCUGGGCACCACCUACGUGUAUGACUUCCCGGAGAUGUUCCGGCAGGCUCUCUUUAAACUGUGGGGCUCCCCAGACGGGUACCCCAAAGACGUCCUGACGUACAAAGAACUUGUGCUCGACUCUCAGGGCCAGCUGGUGGAGAUGAACCGACUUCCUGGAGGGAACGAGGUGGGCAUGGUGGCCUUCCGAAUGCGGCUGAAGACGCCCGAGUACCCGGAUGGCCGAGACGUGGUGGUCAUCUGCAACGACAUCACCUUCCGCAUCGGCUCGUUCGGGCCCGGCGAGGACCUCCUGUACCUUCGGGCCUCAGAGCUGGCCCGCGCAGAGGGCCUACCCCGCAUCUACCUGGCCGCCAAUAGUGGUGCCCGCAUCGGCCUGGCCGAGGAGGUCAAACACAUGUUCCAGGUGGCCUGGGUGGACCCCAAACAACCCCACAAGGGGUUUAAGUACUUGUACCUGACGCCUCAAGACUACACCAAGAUCAGCGCCCAAAACUCUGUGCGCUGCAGGCACGUGGAGGAAGAUGGGGAGUCUAGGUAUGUGAUCACGGACAUCAUUGGGAAGGACGAAGGCCUGGGUGUGGAGAACCUGCGAGGCUCAGGCAUGAUCGCGGGCGAGUCCUCCCUGGCGUACGACGAGGUUGUCACCAUCAGCCUGGUGACCUGCCGAGCCCUGGGCAUCGGGGCAUACCUAGUGAGGCUGGGCCAGCGGGUGAUCCAGGUGGAGAAUUCACACAUCAUCCUGACGGGAGUCGGGGCGCUUAACAAGGUCCUGGGCCGAGAGGUCUACACAUCCAACAACCAGCUGGGCGGCGUACAGAUCAUGCACUACAAUGGCAUCUCCCACGCCUCUGUGCCCGACGACUUCGAGGGCGUCUACACCAUCCUGGAGUGGCUGUCCUACAUGCCCAAGGACAACCGCAGCACUGUCCCCAUCAUCACUCCCACCGACCCCAUCGACAGAGAAAUCGAAUUCCUCCCAACCAGAGCCCCCUAUGACCCGCGGUGGAUGCUGGCGGGAAGGCCUCACCCAACUCUGAAGGGAUCUUGGCAGAGCGGCUUCUUCGACAAAGGCAGCUUCCAGGAGAUCAUGAAGCCCUGGGCCCAGACGGUGGUGACGGGUCGAGCCAGGCUGGGGGGCAUCCCUGUGGGUGUGAUCGCUGUAGAGACGAGGACCGUGGAGGUGGCAGUGCCCGCAGACCCCGCCAACCUGGAUUCUGAGGCCAAGGUCAUUCAGCAGGCCGGCCAGGUGUGGUUCCCAGACUCGGCCUACAAGACGGCCCAGGCCAUCAGGGACUUUAAUCGCGAGUACCUGCCUCUCAUGAUCUUUGCCAACUGGAGGGGCUUUUCAGGGGGAAUGAGAGACAUGUACGACCAGGUGCUCAAGUUCGGGGCCUACAUCGUGGACAGCCUGCGACAGUACCGGCAACCCAUCCUCAUCUACAUCCCCCCCUAUGCCGAGCUGCGUGGGGGCUCCUGGGUGGUGUUGGACCCCACCAUCAACCCCCAGUGCAUGGAAAUGUACGCGGACCAGGAGAGCAGGGGGGGCGUUCUGGAGUCAGAGGGCACCGUGGAGAUCAAGUUCCGAAAGAAGGACUUGUCCAAGGCCAUGAGGAGGCUCGACCCCGUGGCCAAGACGCUGGUGGAGCAGCUGAGCUCAGGGGAGCUCCCAGACAAGGACCGCAAGGCCCUGGAGGCGCAGCUGCGGGCGCGGGAGGAGCUGCUGCUGCCCACCUACCACCAGGUGGCGGUGCAGUUCGCUGACCUGCACGACACUCCUGGCCGCAUGCUGGAGAAGGGGGUCAUCUCGGACGUGCUGGAGUGGAGGACGGCACGCACCUUCCUGUACUGGCGGCUGCGGCGCCUCCUGCUGGAGAGCCAGGUGAAUCAGGAGAUGGUGCGGGCCAGCGGGGAGCUGAGCCAUGCCCACGUGCAGUCCACGCUGCGCCGCUGGUUCAUGGAGACCGAGGGUGCCGUCAAGGCCUACCUGUGGGACAACAACCAGACAGCGGUUCAGUGGCUAGAGCAGCACUGGCAGGAGAGCGACAGGGUACGUUCCUCCCUCCUCGAGAACAUCAGAUGCUUGAAGCGCGACUCUGUGAUCAAGACCAUCCGCAGUCUGGCCCAGGAGAACCCCGAGGUGGCGGUGGACUGCGUGAUGCACCUGAGCCAGCACAUCAGCCCGGCCGAGCGCGCGCAUGUGGCCCAGCUGCUGACCAGCCUGGACGGCCCGGCCUCCACCUGACCUGCCCGCCCCGGGACACGGCCCCCAUGCUCACCCUCUGUCGGUCGGCCGUGGCCCCGCCAGGAGCCCCCCACCCCCGGCUUCAGGGGUCUCUGUUGUUCGGCUUCUUCAAGGGAAGGCCCGGGGCAUCUCUGCACGGCUAUCGAUCCCCAGCUCACUCUGCCCUCAAUAAACAGGCCCAGGGGGCCCCUCCCAGCAGGCCCUGCACCUCUCCCUUGUCGCCCGGUGGGUGUUGUCUGUGGAGAUGGUGUCACAUGGAGCCCGGUGCCCUCUCCGAAGCCCCCUAUACGGAGGGGACUUUGACGACUCGGUUGUCUGUGCUCUGAGCCUGGCUCCUGGCGUCAGCUGUGUCACUGGCCCAGAAGGAGUGUAGGGGGUGAGAGAAAGCCCAUUUUUGUGUUGAAGGGCGUUCCCAGGAGAGAAUACAGGUGAUUUGAUUCGAUUUUUAGUUGAGAAUCAGAUGGUGUUUCAUCUUCCCAAAACGGGUCGUGCUCAGCUCAGUUCUGCUUGCCAUUCUGGGAGGCAAGCCAGUUCCAAGCCCUCACGGCCUGUGAGCACAGUCUUCCCUCUCCCCCAGGUGCACCCUCCUGCCUGGCUGGGAGGCCACAGUGUCACCACCGAUCGCUGACACUCCCCUUGGAGGGUCCUCUCAAGUCACCAUUGUCACUCCGACACCAUUUGCCUCGUGGUCCGUGGCGGGAUCGAGAAAGAGCACUGGACCUCGGGUCACGCCAGCUGGGCAGCUCGUCCAUCUGUCCCUGGACAGCCUGUCGAGGACACCCAAUGACACCUCACCCCAGAGGCCAAUGACGUUAGCCAGCAAGUAGCCCUAGAGGCCAGAGGAUAUCUGAGCUUCAGAACACAAAGUCGUGUCCACAGCCACUCAGGCCAGUGACAGUGGGCCCCAAGCCCAGGAUGGAAGGACGGACAGGCUCAGGAUGUGCCGCCACCCUGGCUGGGGGGACGGGAAACCUGUGGGAAUAAACUAUUUUUUUGAAGGAA
Erinaceus europaeus (western European hedgehog) is the source of this 8697-nucleotide messenger RNA. It is a transcript of the gene ACACB, whose product is annotated as acetyl-CoA carboxylase beta. The transcript has 53 exons. The record is from RefSeq and is a predicted model, not a curated record. NCBI's taxonomy places the organism in Eukaryota, Metazoa, Chordata, Mammalia, Eulipotyphla, Erinaceidae. Gene Ontology annotation, biological process: fatty acid biosynthetic process. Gene Ontology annotation, molecular function: metal ion binding; acetyl-CoA carboxylase activity; ATP binding. The coding region runs from base 397 to 7695 and encodes 2432 amino acids.